Synchiropus splendidus (mandarinfish) is the source of this 843-nucleotide messenger RNA. RefSeq names its product globoside alpha-1,3-N-acetylgalactosaminyltransferase 1-like. Gene Ontology annotation, biological process: carbohydrate metabolic process. Gene Ontology annotation, cellular component: membrane; Golgi apparatus; vesicle. The record is from RefSeq and is a predicted model, not a curated record. NCBI's taxonomy places the organism in Eukaryota, Metazoa, Chordata, Actinopteri, Syngnathiformes, Callionymidae. Gene Ontology annotation, molecular function: hexosyltransferase activity. The coding region runs from base 1 to 843 and encodes 280 amino acids. The transcript is spliced from 7 exons.
AUGCUCAGACGGACCGACGUGAAUUCAGUGACCAGUUGGAACGUUCCACUCGUUUGGGAAGGAACCUUCGAUCCGGUGGUCAUCGAUGACGUCUAUAAAAAACUGGACCCGAGAGUAGCCGUGGUGGUGUUCGCUGUUGGAAAAUACACACGUUACCUGAAGGGUUUCCUUGAGUCUGGUGAGAAGCACUUCCUCGUGGACUUCAGGGUCACGUAUUACAUCUUCACUGACAGUGAGAAAGACGUUCCGAACGUUAAUCUGGGCAAAGGUAGAAAAGUCAUUGUCAUGGAUGUCCCAAGUGCGAACCGCUGGCAGGAUGUGGUUAUUGGCAGGAUGAAAUGGACGACCAUUGGGAUCGACACCAGGAUCCGAGCGGAGGCAGAUUAUCUUUUCUUGAUGGACAUCGACAGUGUCUUCCACAACCGCUUUGGAGCCGAGUCUCUCAGUCAGCUCUCUGCAGUGCUCCAUCGUGGAUACUACAAGAACACAAAACGGGACUCAUUUCCUUAUGAGCGUCGCCCCCAGUCCAAAGCCUACAUUCCUCAGGGUGAAGGAGACUUCUACUACACUGCUGCUGUCUCGGGAGGAUACUUGGAGGAGAUGUACAAGAUGGUGAAGUACUGUUAUGAUGGCGCGGAGGAAGAUGCCAAGAACAAAAUUGAAGCCGUGUGGCAGGAAGAGAGUCAUUUGAACAAGUACCUCGUGUACAACAAACCCACCAAGGUUCUGUCUCCUGAGUUCUUGUGGUCAGACUAUGAUAAAGUACCAAAGGAUAUUCAGGUGGUCCGGAUAUCUCAGCUGGUUAAGGACUAUGCAGAAGUGAGACCUAAUGGUGGACAGUAG